Messenger RNA from Penicillium vulpinum, 1275 nucleotides. RefSeq names its product aminoglycoside phosphotransferase family protein. The record is from RefSeq and is a predicted model, not a curated record. Gene Ontology annotation, cellular component: mitochondrion. The transcript has 7 exons. Lineage: Eukaryota; Fungi; Ascomycota; Eurotiomycetes; Eurotiales; Aspergillaceae. The coding region runs from base 1 to 1275 and encodes 424 amino acids.
AUGCAAGACUCGUCAUCGCUAGAAGUAUAUCACCCAUUCCCUGUUUCCGCAAAGAGCAGUCUGCCAUGUCUGUUUCCUCCCGCCAUCACUUAUCUACCAGUCCAGAAGGACUCCGCGAGGAAUUCUUUCAGAAUACAUGACGACGAUGGAUCUAGAUUCAAUGAGACCGACCGUUCAAACGAACGAUACGUCAAGUUUCGACCAACAGAGCUCCAAAAGAUCGCCGGCGAAGCAUUACAACAAGACUAUUGCUCUGAUAUUGCCAAGUUUGCAGAGGGAGGCUUCAACAAGGUGUUUCUUCUACGAGCAAAGAAUGGCUGUGAAGUGAUUGCGCGAAUUCCUACACCCGUUGCCGGGCCUCCUUAUUACACAACCGCCAGUGAGGUAGCUACCAUGAAUUUUUUGCGAGCUGUCCUCAAAUUGCCGGUACCGGAGGUGUUGGUAUAUUCAAUAUCAUCGGACAAUCCCGUCGGAGCAGAGUAUAUACUGAUAGAGCGAGUGGAGGGAGAAAGUCUUUCCUCUCGGUGGUUAUCUCUGACAACUGGCGAGGUGAAAGAUAUUAUAACACAAAUUGCAGAUAUAGAGAGGAAGAUUUUUGACUUCUAUUUUCCUGCGUAUAGAAGCUUAUAUUAUAAGAAGGACCUUAACGAGGAUAUCCAGAUACCGAUCGUGGAAGAUUUUUGUAUCGGCCCUGUGUCUCCCCGGCAGUUUUGGUAUAACGAACGGAGCAAAACAGAAAUUGACCGGCUUUCAACUGUGGACUGUAUUACGUCCGCGGCUCGCCGAGAGAUAGCUGUUAUUCAGUAUCACGCUAAAGCUCAACCUCGUUCUUACAGCGCCCCGACGCUAAGAUAUCCCGAUUUGAGUUUAAGUAAUAUUUUAUUGGCACCCGGAUCAACUAAAAUCAUCAGCUAUCCCGCGUUCUGUGAGCACGACUAUUCCCGGCCUCAAAGUCUAUAUAUUCUAUCUCUCCCCGAUGAUUUUGAUAAAAUAGUAUGUCCUAUUGUGUUCAGCGACGAAGAACGAAAGACUGCUAUAGCGGAAUCGCAGGAAUGGAACGAGUCUGAACAGCUACUGUCCCGGGUUAGAGAAAACCUCGAUAUCGAUCCGGAAGGUGGGACUGAGCCAGAGAACUUUGAGAGAGCAGUGGAGGUCAAUCGACAGUUUCGUAUGGAAAUGGUUCGGCAAGCAGAGGUGGGCGAGGAGGAGCUAUCUUGGCGUAAUUGGCCGUAUAAGGAUGACGAGGAUGACAGUAUGCCUCCCGGGGAUAUCUAG